GGUUCGACUUACAGUGAUUUGACUCGGAAACUUUUGGUAUCUUGGAAAAGAAGUCGCUAACGAGAGGUGGUCGCAAAGGAAGGUUCGGCUAUUGAAGAGUAUGAACCGGAAGCCCUGAAAAAAUUCUCGAGGAGAUUCACGCAACAGUUUGCAAGAAAGAAGGGGAGGAUCACAAGACUGUUAGCAUUAGUGCAAUUUUUUCCGCUUUAAACCAAUACCUCACAGAGAAAGAGUAAAAAUGUUUGAUUACUCACAAGUCGAAGAAAUUUGUUGAGGGAAAAAGCCUAACUUCUCCGCCGACAAGGCAAAGACAAGCGGCCGAAUCAGUGAGCCAUGACACGAGAUAAACACGACUAACUAAAAGGAAAAAACAGUCACAUUUUUGCAUGUGUAUUAACGAGUAAUCUCAUUUAGUGCAUUUUCUUUGAUAUAAUGAUAAUACUAACCGAUAAUAGUAAUAGGAAAACUAUUCUUAUGAUAAAAACAGAGGUUGUAGAAAUAGUAGCUGGUGUAAACGUUGCAAAGAUAAGUCUCGGCUUUUUCUCAAUAACGAGCUAACGCUCGAAACGUCAGCUUUUUUACUCUUUACGGUGGCUAAUUUACGUUUUCAACCCAGUUGUUAACACUAAAUUACCUGCUUUUUCUUUUGUCCUACGAUUACAAAGUCCAGUCCAAGUUUCGUAUUAGGAACGAAAGCGAGGCUCGUUGUCAAGGGUCUCGCCGAACGACAAGAUGGAGUCUAAAUGGUACACAGAGUAGUAAACUAAACUUGAAUAGUUAGUGCUAUGGAUCUCAUAGAUUUAAUUGGAGACUCCAGAACAGACAGCCUGCCAGCUGGGUUCUUACGCUCGAUUAAAAUAAAGUACAAACAAGAAUCGUCGCGAGUGUUCCCGCCAGGAACUCCGUAUCAUUCCACGGACCUCACUGAUAAAGCUCCUCAUCUGAAGCAUGGAAGUCAAAGAAGUGGCUCAGCAGCGAGUAAUAUUUCUGCACCGAGUUUUAUGGCAUGGCGUGUGCCAUCACGACUGAUUCAACAGCGUAAACUCGAGCAGCCCCCUCCAUCAGCAGGUGGAUUUGAUGGGCAGAGACAGAAGUUAGGGUCCCGAAUGUCUGUACUAAGUGAACAGUCCCAUGGCAGUAAACAACUUCAACCACUCUCCAGAGGAAAGGCUGAUUUGCCAAGGCUGCAGUCUGAAGCUAACUGCUUGAGAAGAAGUCCCUUGCAAAGGCAACUCACACCAGCAGCUCCUACUUCACUGCCAGCAAUGGGAAAAUCUUCUCAAGAGCCUGUGAGCCAAGACAAGAAUCUUCCACAAGAACUGGAAAAGGCAAAGAACAUGGCCAUUGAAAAGUCAAUCAAGAAGACAAUUCAUCCCCAGUCACUGGAGGCAGUAGAUAAAUGGUUGAAAACAGCCACUGACAAAGAACGUGAACUGGCCUUGAAAUUCUUCAGUACUUUGUCUGGAGUUAAGGCAGACAAGAUGGACUCACUGGGCCUUAAAAUAAAUCAUGACCACACAGAGGGCAACUAUGAUGGAGGAAGAAUCGAGGAAGCUCUUGAAGCACUGGCUAGAGAAGGCACCAUUGCAUCUCGUGGUAAGCUGCUAUACAAUCCAAAGCGAGCUCCAGACAUUACCAAACAGUCAUAUUACCAGAAAGCUCGGCAGCGGCUACCAGGUCAUGUUAGGCAGCAGUUUCAGACAUGGCAUCAUCUUCCUGUUUACAAAGUACCAAGUGAUGCUGCCAUAAACAAAAGUUCCAUGUUCACACAGCCACACAGGGCCUAUGGACGGCAUUUUACCAUCCAUCCAGAGUGGGGACUGCACAAACCUAUUGUGUUGUAAAAAAAAAAAAACUACCAGAUUAGGGUAAACACUGAAUUACUUUGCUUUGCAAUGCCAUUCAAACUAUCAAGUUUAGGUUUACUUUUUAAGAUUUUUUUUUUUGAGCCAUAAGAUUAUCAAUCAUUUUGCAGACCUUCUUGGAAACAUGUAAAAUGUUUCAGUAGGUUUAGAAGGCUAUGAUCUGACUAUAGAUUGGAGGGAUUAAAUCCUUGUUUUGUUAUUAAGCUCUCAGAUUUCUGGUGUGGUAAUAAUUGGCAGCAGCAUGAAAAGAAAAUGCAAGUUUACCUACAUGACCUUCAGAUUUGGGUUUUGUUAUUGAAAUGCAUAGUAAAAACAGCUGAAAUAUUUUCAUUUGGAAAACAAAAUUAAUUCACAAAGUUAGUUUGCAAUUAACUUUCCAUCUCUAUUAGGUGUGUGACCCCUUGUUGUGUGAGCAUGAUAGUGCAAAUGGGUGUUAGUUGGUUAAUAGAACUAACUGUACAUUCAAUUUUAUUCUUCAUUAUGAAUAGGCCUAAUAUCUAUUCUCUUUGAAAGAAAUGAAAAGCAAAUUCAAAUGGCAACCUUUUUUAAACAAAUUUAAUGAUGGAUCCAGGCUUUCUAAUCAUAUUUGAAUAACUAUGUGGAAGUUGUGUGUCAUGUGUUAUCUGUUUGCCUUUUAUUGGAAAGUUAAGGACCCAAACAGGUUGUCUCUCCUUCCUGAAAAAGCUGUGUACCCUUGGUCCAUUAAAAUGCUUAUCUGGCAAAUCAUGACAAAGAACACUGCAUCAGAGUGGGAGGGGAGCAAUUAGUGUUAUAGAUGUAAAUUGUAAAAGAGGUAGCAUGAGACAAAUAGAGAGGCUGUAAACAUUGUGUAUAUUAAGUUGUUGUGAUGUGGUUAAGCCACCUGAUUUUCAACUAGUCAUCAGUAUCCAGUCCAAAUUCCUGAUACUUAGCUCGUGUUGUUGUCCCAUCUAUUUCAGCUGUGAAUAAAUGAGAACAAAAAAAACCACUGGUAAUGACCUCUUCAAUGUCUAUAUGGUUAUCUGAAUGGGUCAAACAUGUAACUGUUAGCAUCAGGAAGUACAAAUUAAGAUAAAAGUUUAUAGUUUUCUUAACUUAAAGAGAGAACUUUGCAGACUUGAUAUUACUUACUCCAUCAAACAAUUUGUAACUGAGGAGUAGUGCCAAUUAAAGCACUUGAGUACCUGUGCUCAUGAUCCAGUAUGUGAAGAAA
Messenger RNA from Pocillopora damicornis (cauliflower coral), 3057 nucleotides. RefSeq lists its product as uncharacterized. The record is from RefSeq and is a predicted model, not a curated record. NCBI's taxonomy places the organism in Eukaryota, Metazoa, Cnidaria, Anthozoa, Scleractinia, Pocilloporidae.